AUGGCGCCGUUUCUAUUCCAAGGUGGUCAUGUCAUUGGUGGAAAUACGACGAUGCCAUUUGGUUCUGGUUCUCCAGCUGCGCCAGGAUUUGGCUAUGGAGCAUGGAGUGGGAUGUAUCCACCACAUCAAGCGCCUACAACAUCAACGAGCGAUGAUUGCCUGAAGAAGGGUGGAGGUUUUCCAGGAAUGCCGAUUGGAGGUCCAGGAACGGUUUCAACGAAUAUGUUUUCUACAUCACCCCCAUUUCCGUAUCAGAAUCCUAUGCUGGGCGUUACGAAUAGUCUGUCGAACUUGUCGAUUGGUGGGCAGCAGAUCACGAGUCCGCUGCGUCCGGAUCAGCCCUUCCCUGGUCAAUCCAAUGCGUUGCCAAAUCUAACGGCUCCUCACAUGAUGUAUAUGCAGUACAACCAGUCCAAUCCGCAAACCCCUACGCUUGGCAACAGUCCAACAUUCUUUGGAAGUGCAAUGAAUGGCAUACAAAACAUGAGUUUGGCACCAGGCAGCGCUUUGACGGGUUAUGGUGCUUCUCGUACACCAUUCUUCAAUCCACAGCCUCAACCAAAUAAUGUGCCAGCGUUCAAUGGGAUGCAUCAGAGAAGACUUAUGGAUGAAGCUGGACCGAGGUCUGUUGAUUUUCCUAAUAGGGAUUAACA
Cylicostephanus goldi is the source of this 653-nucleotide messenger RNA. The record is from the annotation of a GenBank genome assembly. Lineage: Eukaryota; Metazoa; Nematoda; Chromadorea; Rhabditida; Strongylidae.